AUGACAGACAGUGACACAAAUCUCCCAACUAUCGAGAGAAAGCUGGGACUGCAGAUAUGGGGCAUAGAGAAUAUGAAGAUGGUUCCUCUACCUGAAAAGGCUUAUGGGACUUUUUUUGAAGGCGACUGUUACAUAGUUCUGCACACCAAAAGAACCUCUCGCGGCUCUGCUGUGGAUUUGCAUUACUGGAUUGGCAAAGAUUCAUCUCAGGAUGAGCAAGGUGCUGUGGCCCUGUACGUCACCCAGCUGGACAACGCGCUCAGGGGGAACCCCGUGCAGCACCGGGAAGUGCAGGGACAUGAGUCUGAGACUUUCCAAAGCUAUUUCCGCAAUGGCAUUAUCUACAAGAAGGGAGGAGUGGCUUCAGGAUUUAAGCAUGUGGAGACCAACAUGUAUAACAUCAAGCGUCUUCUUCAUGUAAAGGGGAAGAAGCAUGUGUCAGCCACAGAGGUAGCACUUUCCUGGGACAGUUUCAAUAAGGGUGAUGUUUUCUUGCUGGACCUUGGGAAAGUGCUGAUUCAAUGGAACGGACCCAACUGCAGCAUUGCUGAGAAAUCCAGGGGUCUCGCGCUGGCUCGCAGCAUCAGGGACAGCGAAAGAGGCGGCCGUGCUCAAAUCGGCAUCAUUGACAAUGAGAAAGACUCCCCAGACCUCAUGCAGAUCAUGAAGAUGGUGCUGGGUGAGAGGCGCGGGGAGCUCCGAGACCCCAUCCCGGAUGCAAAAGCAGAUGAGCUGCAGAAAGCAAAUGUCCGGCUCUACCAUGUCUAUGAGAAGGACAGCGACCUGGUGGUACAGGAGAUAGCCACCCGGCCCCUGACGCAGGAUCUGCUCCAGCACGAGGACUGCUACAUCUUAGACCAAGGUGGUUUUAAGAUUUACGUCUGGAGAGGAAAAGCCUCCAGCCUGGAAGAGAAAAAAGCAGCCUUCACUCGAGCUGUGGGUUUUAUCCAAGCCAAAGGCUAUCCUUCAUCCACCAACAUUGAAGUGAUCAAUGAUGGAGCAGAGUCAGCCAUGUUUAAACAGCUCUUCCAGAGGUGGACAGAAAAGGACGAAACACAAGGAUUGGGCAAAGUCUACACUACGGGAAAAAUUGCCAAGGUGGAGCAGGUGAAGUUUGACACCACUCAGCUCCACGCCAGACCGGAGCUAGCUGCUGAGCAGAGAAUGGUGGAUGAUGCCUCCGGGGAGAUAGAGGUGUGGAGGAUUGAGGACUUGCAAAUGCGGCCAGUGAAUCCCAAGACAUAUGGGCAGUUCUACGGGGGUGAUUGCUACCUGGUCCUGUACACCUACCUGAGAUCAGGCAGGCCUCACUAUGUCCUCUACAUGUGGCAGGGUCGCCAUGCCUCUGUGGAUGAAAUCACCGCCUGUGCCCUCAACGCCAUCGAGCUGGACAAGCAGCAUGGGGACGAGGCUGUGCAGGUGCGCGUGACAAUGGGCAAGGAGCCCGCACACUUCCUGGCCAUCUUCAAGGGCAAGCUGGUCAUUUACGAGGGUGGCACGAGCCGGACUCAAAAAAGCACGCCAGAGCCAGCGAUCCGCCUCUUCCAGGUGAGGGGCACGGAUGAGAUGAACACAAAGGCCACGGAGGUGCCGGCCCGGGCCUCCUCGCUCAACUCCAACGACGUCUUCCUGCUGACAACCAGCCAAGUCUGCUACCUGUGGUGCGGGAAGGGAUGCAGCGGAGAUGAGAGGGAGAUGGCAAAAAUGGUAGCUGACAUCGUUUCCAAACGGGACAAGCACACCAUUUUGGAAGGACAAGAGCCAGCAGAGUUCUGGGAAGCCUUGGGAGGCAAAGCACCUUACGCCAGUGAAAAGAGGUUUCAAGAGCAGAUCACACACUACCAGCCUCGCCUCUUCGAGUGCUCCAACCAGACGGGCCGAUUCAUCAUGACAGAGGUGGUGGGCUUCUGCCAGGAAGACUUGGAUGAAGAUGAUGUCAUGCUGCUAGACACAUGGGAAGAGAUUUUCCUUUGGAUUGGCAGAGCCUCCAACACAUACGAGAGGAACGAGGCAAUUGCCUCGGCUAAGGAGUAUCUCAAGACCCAUCCGGCAGGGAGAGACUUGGCAACUCCGAUAAUACUGGUGAAGCAGGGCUAUGAACCCCUCAACUUCACAGGAUGGUUCAACGCUUGGGACCCCUACAAAUGGAGCGAUGGCAAGUCCUAUGAGGAGAUGAAGAACAGCUUAGGAGACGUGUCGGCUAUAUCCGAGAUCAAAGUGAAUGAGACUGCUGAUCUUAACAACAUCAGCCUGAACAAGAGAACCAUGACCAACUUGGCUGGUUCAAGUAUGGCAAGUGCUUCCCCUGAGUAUAAAUCACACUUUAACCACAGUGACAGCAACAGCUACAGCAAUAGCAGCAACUACAACAGCAACAGCAGCCCUUCCCUGGUGCCCAACGGCGAAGGAAUUUACUCCCGGGAGGUGCUGAUGAACAAGACGGUGGAUGAACUUCCAGAAGGUGUGGAUCCCACUAAAAAAGAGUACUAUCUCUCUGAUGCUGAUUUCCAUGAUAUCUUUGGGAAGUCCAAGGACGAGUUCUACCAGAUGCCCAAAUGGAAGCAGCAGAAUGAGAAGAAGCAAUAUGGACUCUUCUGA
Messenger RNA from Gymnogyps californianus (California condor), 2598 nucleotides. RefSeq names its product villin like (gene VILL). NCBI's taxonomy places the organism in Eukaryota, Metazoa, Chordata, Aves, Accipitriformes, Cathartidae. The record is from RefSeq and is a predicted model, not a curated record. The transcript has 20 exons. Gene Ontology annotation, molecular function: phosphatidylinositol-4,5-bisphosphate binding; actin filament binding. Gene Ontology annotation, biological process: barbed-end actin filament capping; actin filament severing; cytoskeleton organization. Gene Ontology annotation, cellular component: cytoplasm; actin cytoskeleton. Bases 1 to 2598 code for a protein of 865 amino acids.